CUCUGUAGCGGAUGUCGGCGAGUCUCGGUUAAGAUUCCGCACUGAAUUCUCCUUCCUGUUCGGGGCCUUUCACAUUCCUCACACAGCAACAGGGAGGGGGAGGAGAAGAAGAGCAGCAGGAGGAGGGGGGAGAAAAAGGGAUGAGUGUCAGCUUUUCUCCCUAAAUCUGAUCUAACCCUCGGAUCAGGCGGCGCGUCCUGAAGCCGGAGUGUGGGCUCGGGUCCGGACGGACAGGAGAAUGAUCAGCGAUCAGAGAAUAUAACGGUCCGCUUGUCGCGCACUGAUACACUUGAAAGACUUUGGUAACUUUGUAGUCUUUCUUGUGUUCGUGCGCGCGCCAGAGGAACGCAUUUGUGAAGGAUCUUGUGAGUAUGAUGUCUGUCUCUCUGAUCCUCCUGCCACGUCUCGAUCUGUGCUCAGACGAACAGAACCUCGUUACCCCGAGCUGCGCUUCAUCUCAGACCUUAUUUGGUCCUGUAGCUUCUCUCGUGCUUUUGAGUGAGUCGCGAACUUUAUGGAAUGGCCUCAGCGGUGUUUGAGGGAACCUCCCUGGUCAACAUGUUCGUGAAAGACUGCUGGGUUAACGGCAUCCGGAAGCUGAUUAUAAACCCCCGGGGAGAGGAAGAGGAGUUCUUCCACAUUCGGACCGAGUGGUCGGACAGAACCGUCCUGUACCUCCACCGCAGUUCUGCGGAUUUGGGGCGACUUUAUAAAAGACUUUUGGAAUGUUUCCCGGAAGACAGAGGACAUUUGUCACAGUUAAUAGAAGGUCUCAUGAAGAUUAAAGAGGCGAAGGACAUUGAGGUCAGGCUGAAUGAGGUGGAGAGACUGCUGAAGAAUACCAUCAAUAUGCCUUGGAAGUUUUCCAAAUCAGAGGUCAUCUUAACGUUCUUUGAACGUUCACCACUAGAUCAAGUGCUGAGGAAUGACAAAAUCCAGAAGAUACAGCCGUUCCAGAAACCCAUCAAGAUAUCAGAGAUUAUGAGGUCAAAUGGGUUCUGCCUGGCAAACACAGAGACCAUUGUAUUUGAUGAUAAUGUUACUCAGGAUAAAGAUAGACCAUCGUCUACAGACUCUGCCCAGCAUUUGUAUGAUGAGGAUGGGAAAGAGUGUCAGUCUGCGGAACAGGACGUCAGUGAUGAUGACACAGAGGCAUAUGUCACCAACCUGUCCUAUUACCACCUAGUACCCUUCGAGACAGACAUCUUGGAGUGAAGGGACAUUGUAUUGUGUGUGUGUGUAGAUGCUGAUGCUUUAAAUCUCCACUCCAACAGUGCAAAAAGAUGUUGCUGAAUGGCUCAUGGCUGCUUGUAGUUCAGGCUGCUCGCUAGCAGUGUUUAUAGAUGGCUGAUGGAGAUGGUGUGCGUAUAUAGACAGUCCAUUAGGUAGACAAUACAUACCUGUGACUGUUGCCACGCUGACCUGUGCCUAUGAUGCUGUUCUCACCCAUGUGGUUUAGAAAUCCAGUCCAAUUUAAAGAAAAUGUUUCAAGCCAGUGGAAUCACUAUGAUUAGUCACUGUAGAGCCGUGCUAUCAUUAUACGGUAAGUGAAUGACUGAGCAAGUCUCGUAAAAUCUCAAAACAUGUUAGUUGUGGCUUUGUGAAAAUGUACAGAAAAUGUAUUUAGAAGAAUUACUUUAACAACUAUGAUGCAAUAGACAAUUGCUAGCCAUUUCAUGGCAACUAUAUGAUCUGCUAAUAUGAGAUUAAGUAAAAAACCCACUGAAAACUCAGUUUCUUGUUACGUAAUGCAGUUAAGAGAGUGACUGACUAAAUCUGGACAUGCUGAGGUCUCCUCGUAGUAUAAAGGGUUAAGCUAUUGGCACAGUGGCAAUGUAGAUAAGAGAAUAAAGAUAAUAGCUGAAACAUUGUCACAGCAUGCAAAGGCAAUCCAACUCAAUUUCAUAUUUCUCAAUCUUGCUCAGCAGGCCUAUACAUUGGGUCGGUUAGGAUAGGAUAGACAAUGAGAAGAGCAGAGAUGCAUGCAGGUAAAAAUCAAUUUCAGGGCUUUAAUCCAAAAAAUACCCCAGGGUGAACAAACUGAACCAGUUAAAACAAGGCCCCACAAAAACACAGGUGAAAUCUGUUUAAAAAAAAACCCCACAGAGUUAAACACAGUGUCUAAUCCAAACACUUGAGUGGGUGGACAAGAAUGCAAGGGACAUGCAUGGAAAAUAGGGCUACAGAAGGCUAACAAAAAACGCUAAGUAGUCUUGGCAAAAGAGCAACCUAGACUAAAAUCAAAGAAUGAAACUGAUCUCGGGUGGCACGGUGGUGUAGUGGUUAGCGCUGUCGCCUCACAGCAAGAAGGUCCGGGUUCGAGCCCCGUGGCCGGCGAGGGCCUUUCUGUGCGGAGUUUGCAUGUUCUCCCCGUG
Molecule: messenger RNA, 2375 nt
Organism: Neoarius graeffei (lesser salmon catfish)
Lineage: Eukaryota; Metazoa; Chordata; Actinopteri; Siluriformes; Ariidae
Gene: pxdc1b
Product: PX domain containing 1b
Exons: 5
Coding region: 520-1215 (231 amino acids)
Molecular function (GO): phosphatidylinositol binding
Source: RefSeq, a predicted model, not a curated record